Messenger RNA from Monascus purpureus, 3552 nucleotides. The record is from the annotation of a GenBank genome assembly. Lineage: Eukaryota; Fungi; Ascomycota; Eurotiomycetes; Eurotiales; Aspergillaceae.
GAAAAACUCCGUUAUGCACGGCCUCUCGUCAGCCCUUGGAUCCCUCCCCGGUUCGUGUAGCAUCCUACUCGAUUAGACCGGCGAUCCCGUUCCUAGGACCCUGCAGUCGUUUUGACCGGCCGGUUCGACCGGUGUGUACUUCCACUCUUUGGCUUCCAUCAGUAAUAAGGUUCGACGGCCAACUUGGUUGCAGCGAUCCCUUCACGCCUCCAUUGGUUUGAUCUGCUUGCCCCUGAAAGCGAUAGCCCGGUCAACGUCAGGUGACCAUGGCGACUACUGACUUCAGGGAAUCAGGGGCACAGCAACAAUGCCGGGAUGGAGACGAUGGACGGUGGCAAUCGCUAGAAGAAGUGAUGUUUGUUCCAGACAUUUCCUCCGAUCGCCAGUUCUAUAAAUGCUCUCUGCAUAUGCAUGCGUGGGUGCCGGCAACCAACGGUCCAUAGACACGGCAGAGAUGGGUACUCUCGGGCUCUCCUGAAGACGAUCAUGAUAAUUAUCAUUUCUGACAAGCGUUGUGUUGCGUUGACAGCGUAAUAAAUAGUAAAUAGCAAUUAAUUACUAUUAUUAUUGUCGAUAUAUUGAGUGUUAUCCUUGGUUGUGUGCUGGUCCUUCAACAAUAAUAAUAUCACGAUCACCUUCUCUUCUCUCCCGUCCCCCUUUUCCCUUCCUAUUCUCCCCUUCGUUCUUUCUGUCCUUCCCCUACCCACAUUCCUUUAGUCAGUUAGCUAGCUAAUUAAUUAUUCGUUCAUUACUCCAUCUCUUCUUCAAUCCUUCUAUAACACCAUCUCUCAGAAGGCACUAGAUUGCUGGGACUGGGAACCGUGAGAUGCGAUAACAGGACCGUGCUCCCUCGCUUCAGCUGUUUUUCAAGAUCCAUGAUCGCGUCGAAUCUUCGUGUACACUUUCGCCUGCAUUCAAAAGUCAACUGAUGGCUGGCUCCUUGGAAGAUGUGGGCUUUCUGCCCACUAUCAAAUGCUCCAGUUGUGGUAUGGAAGUCGAAAUCAUGGCUAUGGGGGAGCAUGUCUGCAACAAGUCACCGAUCAACUCGAGUUCGUCGCCGCUAGAACGCAGGGAGUUACUACCAACAUCAACUUCGCUAGCAACAAGCGCCAUGUCACGAAUAGCUGCCAAGGAGUCGAAGGGAGCAAAAUUCAAGCCUCUCGCUCCCAUUGAUUCUGUAGCGGCCAACAAAGCUUUUCUGCGCCCGUCUCCCGGGAACUUCACUUCACGCAGCGCCUCCCCUCUAACAGCCUCGUCGCGGCCUCGAUCACCCUUCCGUGCACCACAGUCAAGUUUAUCAGCACGUCUCCCUCCUAAUCCUUCAUCGCCUCCUGGAUUGGUCAAUCUGGAUUGUGCAUUCCCACCGUUCCCGGCAGCGAGGUCAAGGUCAGCCACGAAAACUGGCGUCCCACCACUGCUGAAAUUGCACAAGCCAUCUGCCAGCGAUCAACCACCCAUACCGCCUCUACAGCACCGGAGGACAGCAACUCCAGCGGUUAACGAGGAGCUUAACAAUGGGCAAUCACCAAUGGCACCUCCCCCAUUGUCACAAUCACUUCCGGAGUCGAAAGACCAGGCCUCGUCUAGCACAACCAUGCUGGACAUGUUUCAUCGACGAAACUUCUCCGUUGAUAGCAAAAGUAGUUAUCGGACAUCACACUCAAGCAAACUAUCGAUGGCCAUGUCGAAUCACAGACCAUCUGUAGGCAGUCUACUCCGAGCCGCCCGUCCCUCCGAAGAUGUACCUCCUAUGCCGCCUCCUCCCGCUAGGAGUCAGACGGGGAGUCCUUCCUCAUUUGGAAAUCUAUCCCAGUCCGUGAAAUCUACAAAGAUCCAUCAUAGCGAACGAAGCGAACGUGACUUAGAUCUCGGUAUCACAACGGAAACAAGCGAUUCUCGAGCCGAGGACGAAGAAGCGGAUUCCGGUCUUUACAAGUCUCUCCGCGAGCAUCUCAGACUUGACGUGACCAACCUCUCCGAAGAAAAUGAGACAUCUACGAGUGCACCCGCAGAGAUCAAAUAUCAGCCUUUCAGGCCCUCUGCUUUCUCUCGAGAGAACCAUGAAACUCAAAAAGAAUAUGACGGUUUUAAUGCCGACCAAAAGUUCUCUGAUAUGGAUAGUGAUGAUGAGGAGACCCUAUCAGUCUCGAACUUCGCACGUUCCCUGGGUCUAGAUAUUUCCGACAGCAGUGCAGAGAGCUCAUCGUCGGAGUUCUCCCGACCGGAAACAGGCAGUGGGAGUUCGAUGUCUAGUCUCCCAUCGGAAGAGAAUUUGUCGCGGUACAAGCCCUUAGAACCAGGCCGGCUAUAUUCGGUUUCGGAAGAAUCACUGUCGAGGAACAGACGCCGUAUGCUGGAUGAAUCUGCACAGUCUGAAAGCCCAACGGAACUCGAGCCGCCGCCUCCGCUCCCGAUGCACCUCGUCAGCCCUGAUUCCCCAACCGACCCUGCAAUUCUCCAAGGAAGCGUGUCGCUCAUUCCAGAGAACAAGUGCAGGCAACCAGAGCCGAGGUCGCCUUUGCGACCAAACAUGCCCCGGUCGGCUACAGCACCAACCCCCCGAGCUCGCCCGAAAGGCCGCUGCAAAGGUUGUGGAGAACUUAUUAUGGGGAAAUCCGUAUCUUCGGCAGACGGUCGACUCACGGGUCGUUACCACCGAGCUUGCUUUGUGUGCUAUCACUGCCGGGCGCCCUUUGAAACGGCGGACUUUUAUGUCUUGGAUGAUCAUCCGUACUGUGCCCAACACUACCAUGAGCUCAACGGAUCGUUAUGUUCGUCUUGCAAUCAGGGAAUCGAAGGGCAGUAUCUGGAAACGGUAGAGAGGACCGGACACGGACCUAGCGAUCGACAAAAGUUCCAUCCCGGGUGUCUUAGGUGCUUCAUGUGUCAGAUUUCCUUGAACGGUGACUAUUUCGAGUGGAACGGCCAAGUAUACUGCGAGCGAGAUGCCAGGAGGGCAGCAGCAAUGCCCCCACGGAACUACCGUCGCCCUACAGUGGCAUCAUCACCAUUAUCGCCGUAUCCCCCAGGAUCCUCUGGUCGGCUUGACCCGUACGGAUUGGGGCACGGCCACUAUCCCGCACCGAGUGGCCCUAAACGCUUUCCGGAGCGCAGAACAACCCGGUUGAUGAUGAUAUGAGUGGCACGGGCCAUGCCAUAUGCCUUCUUCUCUCUUUCUCUCUGUCCUGAAAUCCAAAUGCGUCUAUCAUUAAUAGCUAAUGCUUAAUCCGGCCUAUCUAACCAUUCUGGCCGUCUUACCCGUCACUGGCGUCUUGGAUACAGGUUUUUCUUUUGGAUUUCUUACCUAUUGUGUGAUCGCAGGCCGCCAUAUACCCCUUGAAUUUUGAGUUGUUUCGGUUAGAUUCGAUUCACGGCACGGCACGGACUUGACGUUUAUAAUUUCCUUGCCGUCCUUCUCUGUCUAUAUAUUACUGAAAACUAGCAAUCCAUGGUUUUGCACGUUCUCUGGGUUCUUAUUGUAUAUACACUUCUUUCAUGUCAGCCAGUAUGCAUGCUACAUAGUGAUAAUAAAAGAAACAUUCCCAAAGUCAG